AUGCGCAGAAAAGAGAACUCUGACUUCCAGCCGCACCUGGAACUAAAGUCUUCCCACCCCCCAUCCCAGCCCCCCCACGGAACCAAAGAACAGGGGUAUAACCAGAACUUGAACACUGGAAACCUUCAGAGGGAUAAAGAGGUGGAAGAAAAAAGGGGUGCCAGCUUCCUGGGGUCCUGCGUCUGCCAGCUGCUGCGAGACACAUCUAAGAAAUUCUGCUUUCACAUAAAGGGGUCCACCUGUCCCAGGAACCUCAGUACCUGGGACAAGAACCUCCUAAGUGGACCUCUUAUCAAAAUGAAUUGGACCAAUUCUAGUUUCCAGGACUCCAGAGCCAGCAAUGCCUCCCUGACCAACCCCACCCCACUGCUCUACUUGGAGAACAUCACCACCCUGAAGCCAGAGACUCCUCCUGAAGAACAUAACAGCUUCGGCACAGCAACCACAGCUGUCUGCAUCUCCAUUGGUGCUAUGGCCCUCGUCUUGCUCCUAGUGGGUCUCUUGUCCAUUACUUUGAAGAAAUGGAAGCAUGAGAGACUUUUUAAGAAACAACUGAGGCAUCAGACCGACUUUCUCCACAGAUCCUCGGACCUUUCCUGCCAUGCUGACGCCAUAUAUUCCAACGUGAUCAACCUGGCUCCCUGGAAAGAGGAUAACUUCGCUGUUUAUGCCAACAUGCCCCCUUUUAAUGGCCCCAGGAGGACAUCGCCAGACCAAGUGGAAUACGCCUCCAUUGUAUUCCACUGAUGGGAAGCCGAUGGAGAGUCAGACCUGUGCCCUGCUGGACCCCGAUACUGCUUUUGCUUUAGGGGUGUGUGUGUGCGCGCACUUUAAA
Molecule: messenger RNA, 835 nt
Organism: Molossus molossus (Pallas's mastiff bat)
Lineage: Eukaryota; Metazoa; Chordata; Mammalia; Chiroptera; Molossidae
Exons: 6
Coding region: 1-747 (248 amino acids)
Source: RefSeq, a predicted model, not a curated record